This is a messenger RNA of Solea solea (common sole), 3545 nucleotides long. It is a transcript of the gene fhip2b, whose product is annotated as FHF complex subunit HOOK interacting protein 2B. NCBI's taxonomy places the organism in Eukaryota, Metazoa, Chordata, Actinopteri, Pleuronectiformes, Soleidae. The transcript is spliced from 18 exons. The record is from RefSeq and is a predicted model, not a curated record. Bases 136 to 2265 code for a protein of 709 amino acids.
GUAUUUUGUGCUUGACAGAAAGUCAGCCCAUCUGUUUACUUGUCAUCAUGUCGCAGUAAACCAGUAAUUAAUCUAUUACUAACCGGGUUUAACUUGGUCAACGGACAGUCGGUGUCAGUAGUUUUUAACAGCAGAAUGGAGACGUUUAAUAAGCUAACCAACAUGCUGUUGCACGCGCUGGAGACGAGGGAGCCCACUCUGGACCUGGUGAAUUCCUUUGUUGAUCACUGGAAAUCAAUAACUAACUAUUAUAUGACAACUACAGAUGAUAAUCGUCCUGUCAAACAGACUGAUAUUCCCUGGUGUCUUAGACAGAUGUUGGACAUCUUAGUGUAUGAGGAAAAACAGCAGGGUGUGGAGGAGGCAGGCGCUUGUUUGGAGUAUCUGCUACAGCACAAAAUACCAGAGACUUUGUGUACACUUGGGAAAGCACAGUAUCCUCCAGGAAUGUUCCAGCAGGUCUUGUUAUUCUUCUCUAAGUUGUUGUCUCAGAUGCAGAAACCUUUGCUGCACCUGGUGAACAUCCAUAGACCUGUCCAGAAGCUGAUUCGUCUCUGUGCAGUUCCUGGUUCCAAAACCGAGAAGGAUGAGGCUCAGUUCUUAUUGAUCAUCUGCUCCAGAGUCAAACAGGACCCACUCAUGCUUAGUUACGUCUUAGAGCUCCCAAAUGAACCAGCAGCCAAGAUUCCAGCCUCUGACCAACCACAGCUGUGUACCCAAGAGUCCAUCCACAGAACAGAGACACCACAAUCCUCCAGCCAAUCAGAUCCAUCUGUCUCCAGUACUGUCAAAUCAGAAAACAGUCUGCUCUCGGCUCUGCUGCAGCUCUCCAAGAGUCAGAGUGGCCCUGUGUGUCUGAAGGCCUAUGAGGGCCUCUUGUUGCUCUCUGGACUACAGUCUGGUCCCUCAGCAGACAUCCUGUCUAAUCAGACCCAGCUUGGGGAUCUGCUGGCUGGCCGACUGCUGGAGCUUUACUCCCUGCUGCCUCUGGAGAGUCUGGACCCUGGACAGGUGCAGAGCUGGCCUCACACACCGUGGAGUUCUCAGUUCUCUCGCUGCAGCUCAGACCUCAGUUCAGACUCUCCUGUUUCUGAUCAUGUGACCAACUUCUUCUGCUGGUUUGACUUCCUGGAUCACCUGAUGAAAGAAGCUCCACAGGUGUUGUCAGUGAAGUUGGCUCGUUGUGUUCAUCACUUGUGGUUGUCGGAUGCUAUUCAGUCUCAGCUGCUUCACACGUGUGAGCAGGUGGUCUUGGUCACUACCUCUGUCCUCUGUGCUGUUGUCAGACUGGUCCAGUCCUCUUCUUUGUUGGAUCAGCUGGUUCACUUUCUGUUGAGAAGGCAGACUCUGACACACCUGCUGCUGGAGCACUGUGACCACAUCUCUGACCAGAUCAGCAUGGUGUCUCUGUCACUGGUGGAAGAGUUACUACAGAAACCUCACAGGGAAAUUCUGAACAUCCUGGUGUUGGAUUUCCUACAGAGUCGGAGAUACCUGUCUCCACAUGCUGUAGGUGUGGACGACAGACGCACAGAGACCAGUGAGGACAGCGAUGACCUGGAAGACGACCCCUUCUUCUCUGACAGUCUGUUCUCAGACAGUCAGCUCCUUCCUCCUCCCCCUCCCCCUCCUCUUCUCCUCCUCUCUGGACCUGGGUCAUCUACUGAUGUCAUCAACAGUUUCCUGUGCCUGGUUCCUGUCCAGGUUCGAUCAGCUCAGCUGAUGAAGGAGGGAGGAUACGAGUCAUAUGUACACGACGCUCACACUAUGGUGACAAAGUGUCAGUCGCUCUCCCAGUCCUGGGAUUGGCCGCUCAGUCUUCCUCCUCCCUCCUACUCCUCAUCGGGUGAGGGGGAGGAGUUCUUCGAGGGUCACCUGUUCAAAGUUCUGUUCGACCGACUGGGACGAAUUCUCGAGCAGCCGUACGAGUUGAACCUGCAGCUGACGGCAGUUCUCUCCAGACUGUCGGCCUUCAAUCACCCACUGCUGCAUGAAUACCUGCUGAACCCCUACAUACACCUGUCUCCCUGCUCCAGGUCGCUCUUCUCUGUCCUCAUCAGGGUGAUGGGAGAGCUGAUGCAGAGGAUCCAGCAGAUCUCCAACCUGUCUGACAGACUGCUGGACACUAGGAGACACCUGCUGGGACUGAGCUACAACACUGGGCCGGAGCACCAGACUCUGUUGAGAGGAGUCAUUGUCCUGGAGGAGUUCUGUAAGGAGCUGGCUGCCAUCACAUUUGUCAAAUUGCCACUGGAGCAGAACUGACUCUCUCGCUGGAAUUACCUGCUGAUUCAUGUCUCGCAUUCUACAUUCUGGAAGAUUUGCAGUCAUGUGAUUCAACAACCUGGUGUCUACAUUUAAUGGUAACAGACGCAUCCUGCAUCAACCUGUUGGUGUCAGUGGUUGAUCCCAAUCAAGAUGGAGGAACAGAUAUUGGUGGGGGUUCACAAGUCCACGGGAUGACUGACACGGUCACUGAUGAUAAAUCAUCAAAUGAUCAUGUUUCCACUAAGGCUGUUUUUAUUUUUGAUUUAACAAACAAAUAUUAUUUAAAAUACCGAAGUGCAAUUCCACAGUUUUAUCCCAAAGAUGGAUCGGUAGUUGAACUGAUUGAUAUCGAGUCCAGUUAAAGCUAAACAGACGUGUGCAACCUUUUUUUAAAGUGUUUAAUGUCUUUAAUUUAAUGUAUUUAAUAUUCUUCAAUGUGUUUAAAGGUUCAAAAUGCAAAAGAGAAGCAGUAUAUCUGAGCAAAACUAACCCUGAUUAUGACUGUGUUGGAAAACAGACCAUUAUGUCAUGUAACAUUAUGUCAAGGAGGAGCAGAGCUUUCUUUAGGAGUAAAACCAGAGGAGCUGCAGUUAAGUGUAGCUCAUGAACUCAUAGUUACGACAUGUGGAGUCAUUUAGUCAUGUAGAGGACAUCCUGUGUACUCCUAGUGCCAGUCCCAAGCAUGGACAAAUGGGAGGGUUGUGUCAGGAAUAAAAACAUAAAAUAUACGAAUCACUGAAAAACCAGGUGAUCCACUGUGGCAAUCCCCAGAGAGAGACAAGCCGAAAUAAAUAUUAUGUACGGGGUUCAGCCGUUCUGACGGUACUCGAAUGCAACUGGCAGACAUCGGCCUUAUUGGUUCAGCACCUUGUUUACAGAUUGAACUUUGUGUACUGAUUGCAAAGAGAAAUAACCAUAAAUGUGACAAACAAUAAUGUUAUCAAUGAAUGAAACACUGUUUAUUUAGAUUUUUAUACAAAGCUCUUGUAGUUUCUCUUCAGGAGCGAGAACAGAACUGAUGUGAAUCAGUGUAAUUAUAAGCUUAAUUUUUAUCGGUGACAAUCAGAGUGAGUCAAAUGUAUGUGAUCUAUCAUGAUGUGAGUUGGUUGUUGUUGCCUCAGGAUUUUUGAGUCAGUUUGUGAAGGGUCUUCAGUGCCUCCUGCUGUUUUGUGACGUGUAACUGCAGCUCUGCAUCACUCCAACGCUUCAGCUGCAGUUUAACACCAAUACACUGGACGUUCAGUUUCUGGCUUUCACAAUAAAGGCACAGAAUGUCA